AUGUCUUCAAAUAUGAAUAAAUUGCCGCGCCUUGAAACCUUGAUGUUUAACAAAUCCGUGAUCGAAGAUGUGAUUGCCAACAUGUCCAAUGCCUUUCAGGACGCAGGUGUUGAUGAAUCUGUGCUGCAAAAGUUGAAGCAAGUAUGGGGAUCCAAAAUGCAGAAGGCCUUAGGAGUGAACAUAAUCGACUCGAUUCCCAACUCCACUGAUACGGGCCCCACUAUGGACACCGACAACAUCAAGAAGAACGCUAUGGAUGAGACAGUUUCAGUACAGGAGGCACCUACCAAAGUGACCACAGCUGUUGCUGUAACCAGUGAAAUUCCAACUGCGAUCCCAUGGAAACUGCAAAAGAUCGAUUUGCCAGAGCUCUUGAACACUUACCAGGCUCGACGCAACUCCAUGUCUGUGGGAUAUGCCAUGGAACUGGACGGGUUACCACCAGCCAAGGAGGAACCGGACAAAGAGGAGGUUAAGGUCCAGCUUGAGUUGCCAGAGAAAGAGGAAGAAGAGGCUAUCCAGCAGGUUCGCAACGAUGACGAGGCUCGGAACAGUAGCGACGACGUAGCCUCCGAUGGUGACCUGUUCCAGUCGGACAAUGUGAUCAUAUGCCAAUUUAAUAACAUCACCCAUUACCGCCAAAGGUGGAGGUUCAACCUCAGGAACGGAGUGAUGCGCAUCAACGGCUCGGAAUACGUAUUCAAGAAUUUGCAGGGCGAGGCAGAUUGCUAA
Molecule: messenger RNA, 732 nt
Organism: Drosophila serrata
Lineage: Eukaryota; Metazoa; Arthropoda; Insecta; Diptera; Drosophilidae
Biological process (GO): transcription initiation at RNA polymerase II promoter; transcription by RNA polymerase II
Cellular component (GO): transcription factor TFIIA complex
Source: RefSeq, a predicted model, not a curated record